Myotis davidii is the source of this 4144-nucleotide messenger RNA. It is a transcript of the gene MLPH, whose product is annotated as melanophilin. The record is from RefSeq and is a predicted model, not a curated record. NCBI's taxonomy places the organism in Eukaryota, Metazoa, Chordata, Mammalia, Chiroptera, Vespertilionidae. The coding region runs from base 390 to 1958 and encodes 522 amino acids. Gene Ontology annotation, cellular component: cortical actin cytoskeleton. Gene Ontology annotation, molecular function: small GTPase binding; myosin binding; actin binding. The transcript has 13 exons. Gene Ontology annotation, biological process: intracellular protein transport.
CCCAGAGUAGGGCUGUUCCGGCUCCCAGGACCCCUAAGGCGGGACCCCGGGAUCAUACCGGGGGUCCCAUCACAAAGCACGGCCUAGGACAGGGGGAAGGAGGUGUCCCUUGGCGUCAUGAUACUUACUCCACAGUGAAAAGAGAAUUAGGCACUCGGGUCUACAGGUGUGAGGGCCAGGAGGCGGAAGUCGAUCCCUUUUAAAAGCAGGGCGUGGGAAUGCUACACAGGUUCGUUUCGUUGCCUGUUUAGCCCAGGUACCCACAGGCUGCCUGGGAACCCGGACUCUGGGUGCUGCCUGGGGCUCCGUGAGUCAGCCAGCAUCGCGGGCUUCCUGGGCUGACGCUAUGACCUGUGAUUUUCCAGGUGUGAGCCCGACGAGGAGCCGUGAUGGGGAAGAAGCUGGACCUUUCCAAGCUCACGGAUGAAGAGGCCAGGCACGUCUGGGAAGUGGUGCAGCGGGACUUUGAGCUGAGGCGGAGAGAAGAGGAGAGACUGGAGGGCCUGAAGGGCAAGGUGAAGAAGGAGAGCUCCCAGAGGGAGCUGGUUUCCGACGCGGCCCUCCUGAGCGACACCCACUGUGCCCACUGCCUGCAGCCCUACCGGCUCCUGGAGGCCCCCAAACGGCAGUGCCUGGACUGCCGCCUCUUCACCUGCCAAGGCUGCAGCCACGCCCACCCCGAGGAGGAGGGCUGGCUCUGCCACCCCUGUCACCUGGCCAGAGUCGUGAAGAUGGGCUCCCUGGAGUGGUACUACGGACACGUGAGGGCCCGCUUCAAGCGCUUCGGAAGUGCCAAAGUGAUCCGGUCCCUCUGCGGGCGGCUGCCAGGGGGAGGUGGGCCUGAGCCAAGCCCAGGAGAGAGAAGUAGAGACAGUGAGCAUUCCGAUACAGAUGGAGAGCUGGACACAGGGGCUCAGACCCAGCCCCUUGGCAGCAAACCUGUGCCCGCCAAGAAAAAGCGCCUCCUCCCCAUUCACAGCCUGGACUUCGAGGCCGACUCUGACGACUCCACGGGGUGUUGCAGUCACCCCCCGAGCCUGUCCCCAGUCCCAGUGGCCCCGGACAGCCUGCAGGCCCUCACAGGUGAGCCCUGCGCAGAGGAGGCCGCCUCCCAGGAGGCCAUGGUCCUGCAGGAGGCUGAUGCCAGGGCCUCUGGGUGCCACCCCCACCUAGAAGAGCAGACAGACAGCCUCUCCCCUGCCAGAUGGGAUGCCCGCGCUGAGCUCUGCCUGCCAGGAGAGUCCUGCCCAGCAGCCCUGUGGAUCGCUGCCACUCCUGGGGUGAGCAUCAUCAGGAAGGAGCAGCUCCCCUCACAAUACCUGGCCGACGUGGACACCUCGGAUGAAGACAGCAUGCGGGCCGGCGGGGCAGCCUCCCACCUCUCCACUCAGAGCGGCCGGACCUCACUUGUGAGCCAGGGUCCCGGUGCCAGCAAGCCCACGGAGGCGGACGUGGAGGAGGAGACCCUGAAGAGAAAGCUGGAGGAGCUGACCAGCAAUGUCAGUGACCAGGGGGCCUCGUCCGAGGAGGAGGGCAAGGACAAAGGGGCGGAGCCGGACAGGAGCACUUCCUUGGAGGACCUCCCCCGGAUGACCCCAGAGGUGUCAGAAAUCGAGGCCAGGAUCGCAGCCUUGCGGGCUGCAGGGCUCACGGUGAAGCCCUCAGGGAAGCCCCGGAGGAGGUCUAAGCUCCCGGUAUUUCUGCCCCGACUUGCUGGGAAAUUGGGCCAGAGUCCCGAGGACCCACCUGCAGGCCCUUCCGAUGGGGCUGAGGUGAUGGCGGGGCCCUACCUUCUGAGGGGGAAGUUCAGCAAUUCCCCUGAAAGUCAAGGCAAAGAUGACGAGUCCUUUGAUCGGAAAUCUGUGUACCGCGGCUCCCUGACACAGAGAAACCCCAACGGCAGGCGGGGCUCUGCCCACCACAGCUUUUCGAAACCUGUAAUGACCCACCAGCCCUAAGCGGGAGAGGUUCUUGGGAACAGGACAGAGCAACAGAGCAGCCCGCCUUGCUUUCCCUCCCCCCCAGCCAUGAUGUCCCCCCAUCGGCCCUGCACUCUCCAUUCUACACCAUCCAGUGGAGAAACAGGAAGACACGCCGUCCGUGAUGGAACCCCACCUGUGAAACGACUAUGGUCCUCAGACCUGCAGCUGCUCACCCCUAUUCAUUGACAACUUCCCAGGCCACCGGGCCAGCCUGUUCUGAUCCGUGAGAGACAUCUAAGCUACAUCUUUCCUUCAGGACAAUGUUGUUUAAAUUUUUUGAAGGACCCACAGAAAACCUAUUCAGCAAGAACUUUCACCCCGUUCACUGCUGCCUUUCUUAUGAUGAUGUCAUGAAUGGAACAGAAAGGAAUGACAACGUGCAUCAGAGUGUGGGCCAGGCCGGUGUGUGUGUGUUCUGUGUGGGUGUAAUUGGAGAAGGAAAUUGGGCAUCACUACAAGGAAGGAACUGAACCCAUGAUCAGCCGAAUAAUGAGAGAGGAAUAGAACCCCUGACACCCGCCCCCCAUAUAUACCUAUUCUGCAAGUUCAUCUGUGGAUCACAGACUGGGAGACAUUACCUUCUGUUCAAGGGCAGAGCAUACACAUGGUAGGAGUGGCAUAUGAUCAGUGCCCAGACACAGACCUAGAGGACCUAUGGGGAGAGGGGGUGAUGGCAAUGUACACGGGGCAGCAGCCUGGGGCCCAGAGGGCCAGGACCAAUGAGUGGUGCCCACCGGCCUCUUGCCAUAAGCUCCAUAGAUGAGCCCUAAGUUCACCAUCUCAGACAGGCUAAGAUUCAGGGCUAUGUCUGGGUGUCUGUGUGGCUCUUUCAGGUGUAAGAGGAGCCCACUGUGAGCCUCCAGAGCUGCCUUUGAGCACAGAAACUGAUCAUAUCGUCCCAUCCCAAGCUGUGGCUUUGUAGGCUCCCUGGUUUAUUUAAACUUCAGAUCAAAUUUAAGCCUGUCUUGCAGAGCAGGACAUGGAGCCCGUGGUGCGAGGCAGUGCCCUGGAGCUGCUGCUGUGAUUUCUAUACUCUUGCAGUGAUGCUGGGUGAGCUUCAACCUGGCACUCUCAAUGGGUGUCUUGUCCAGUUCACAUGGUACCCAAAAGAGGAAGAUGGAGAAGUGAUGCCCAAGGGCCUUUGAUGAUGAGACUUCUGACCUGACUGGGCAAGGCCCACCCACAGCUGCACAGAUUCCACCCUGAGCCAUUGUCAGGUCACCACAGGGUUGCGUCCAGGACAGCUCCCGGUGCAAAGGCAGCCUCCAGGGGACGGAAUGAGCCAGCCUCAGGCUAUGCUGGGAUUGGUGGCCCCUUCUCAGAACGGAGGCUGGUUAUAGGGUGUUGCUCCCAAGUCAAUGCUACAAAUGAUUAAAAGGUUCUUGUAAGUGAAAGGGAGGCCAGUUUUUUAUGGACACCCGCCCUUAUUCAUAAAGUAAACUAAAGUCAAAGUGAGCUCCUAGGAGUCAAAGAAGAGGCAGUUCUGGCUGCCCUCCGUGUCCCUGUGUGUUCCUACAACAGGACAGGGGGUGCUCUGCCCCAGAACCUGCUCACGGCCACCUGUGCUCUGUUCAUACUGUGUUUGGUCCAUGACCAAGGUCUCCCUAAGGGGCUACUAAUGCACAGAGCAGUCGCAUGGUCAUCCCUCCAGCUCCUCCAACACCUGCCACCACGGAACUCAUCCAUUCUCCCAUCCACAGAGCUCCCAUCCGAGCCACCCAGCCCUGGAGCCAGAAACCCCAGGCCCCAGACCCCAACCCUGCCCCUCCCUGCCCCUCAUCAGACCACACUCUGUCCUCUGUGUCUCCCAGACAACUCCAGACUUCUCAACUCCCCUCAGUCACCUCAUGACUUUUUCCAACACUAACAAUCUCUUGCUUUCCUGGGAUAAACCUUACUUGGUCAAGAUAAUUAGGUUUUUAGUACAUUGCUGAAUUUAUUUCUUUAAUAUUUUAUUUAAAAGGGGUGGGGGAGGUAGAAGAGGGUAAAGAGAAUAAAUGGUGAUAGAAGAAAAAAUAUUUUAUUUAGGGUUUAUUUCCUCAACUGAUACCUUUAAUUUUUCAUCUCCCACUGCCUACAGACACCCACUGGUGAAGGCCCGAAGUGGUAGGGCACCAAUGCCACUCUGUGACAAAGCUACUUUGCUAAAAGGGGUUACUGUC